GGCUUUUUCAAAUUUCAUUUUUGUUAGGAAAUGAGCGGUUAGUUUUCGCGCUUCUGCUGUUGCUGUCUCCUGAGUGGUGAAUGAGGCUGCUCCUUGAUUGGAUUAUUUACUCUCUCCACCAAUCAUAAACAUUUCACUGCAUUCCCCCAAAAGCUACAAGAAGGGCGAGGGCUGGCCUAUUUCAUCAUUGUCUGUGAAGUAAUUGCUGAGAUUGUGAGAAUGACUGGACGAGGAAAAACCGGUGGCAAAGCUCGGUCCAAGGCCAAAUCUCGCUCGUCCCGGGCCGGACUGCAGUUCCCGGUGGGCCGUGUUCACAGGCUCCUGAGAAAGGGCAACUAUGCUGAGCGGGUGGGUGCCGGAGCCCCGGUCUAUCUGGCUGCCGUGCUCGAGUAUCUGACGGCUGAAAUCCUCGAGUUGGCUGGUAACGCAGCCCGGGACAACAAGAAGACCCGCAUCAUCCCCAGACACCUGCAGCUGGCCGUCCGCAACGACGAGGAGCUCAACAAGCUGCUGGGAGGGGUGACCAUCGCUCAGGGCGGGGUGCUGCCCAAUAUCCAGGCCGUGCUGUUGCCCAAGAAAACCGGUGGUGCCAGCAAGUGAAGCGACAGAUUCUGACCCAGUGACCCAAAGGCUCUUUUAAGAGCCGCUCACAGUGUCUGUGAAAGGGCUGUUGUGCGGUUAUCGUGAGGGCAGGGGAAAAGCUCGAGUUCAGAUUAUUGCAGGGGACAUUGGCACUUAUUGCGGGUUUGAAGCUCACAGCGUGAGCAGUCUGAAAUGAUGCAGCUGUGUCCGCUAGUGACUGUUGGCGUGCAUUCGGCUUCUCCGUCAUCUAUUUCAUAUUUUAGCCGGUUCCCGAGGGAGCCGGGGACAGGGGAGGGGUGAAGCAUAAUCUGUUUAGAUGCCAGUGUGUGUGACUGGCCGCCCGGAGAGAUGGUGUCAAUUUUAGUUUUACAACUCUGCAUUGAACGACAGUUUAGUAUCGCAGCCGACACUUGGCACACGUUAUCUGCGCCGUUCACGAUGCCGAUUUAGAUUACAGGAGUCACCCACUGUAAUUAUAGAUAGGCAGGUUUUCUGUAGAUUCGAGGAAAUCUUGGGCUAUGAGUCCAGAGUGAACCGAGCUGUCAGUGUUUCGAUGAAUACAUUAAGUAAAAUGGCAGCCUUUAUUUCUGCUCCGGUUCACUGCUUCCUUUUGUGAGGGGGUGAGUGGCUCUUAGGAGAGCCUUUAUUUUGUGCUCGGGAGAAGGUAUGUGUCUGCCGAAGCCAUAGAGGAAUUUCAGAGUAUAUGUCACAUGCAUUGCCGUAACCGUCUUACUCUAGACUUGCAUCGUGGAGGUGACCGUAUUCCAGAGUGGCGG
Messenger RNA from Hypanus sabinus (Atlantic stingray), 1358 nucleotides. RefSeq names its product histone H2AX-like. Lineage: Eukaryota; Metazoa; Chordata; Chondrichthyes; Myliobatiformes; Dasyatidae. The coding region runs from base 220 to 600 and encodes 126 amino acids. The record is from RefSeq and is a predicted model, not a curated record. Gene Ontology annotation, cellular component: nucleosome. Gene Ontology annotation, molecular function: DNA binding; protein heterodimerization activity; structural constituent of chromatin. The transcript has a single exon.